This is a messenger RNA of Paramuricea clavata, 467 nucleotides long. Lineage: Eukaryota; Metazoa; Cnidaria; Anthozoa; Malacalcyonacea; Plexauridae. The record is from the annotation of a GenBank genome assembly.
AUGAAAGAAAAUCGUGAAUUUCAGAAAUCGGUUUUAGAUUUAGAGAAACAAGAGAGAAACCUACAGAAUGAUUUGGGCAAGUGUGAGAAAAGAGUCAAACAGUUGAACGGUGAUAUUAAAAAGCUUCAAGAUGAAAAAUCUGAGCUAAUGACGGCGCAAAAGAAAGGUGAUGCGGAGCUUUUACAAAAACUAACAACACAUUAACUGACUGUAAGAAGAGCAAUGCAAACCUUACUGCAAACCUGACGACUUGCCAAUCCGAUUUGAAAGACUCAAACACGAAGUUGCAAGACUCACAACAGAAGAAUGAAGCUUUAGAACAAGAUAAGGAUACACUAACCAAGGAUCUAAGUGCAACAAAGUUCACUUUGGGUAAUUGUAAGAAUAAGAACAUGGAUCACGAGGUCCGAAGUUUGGAAUUGCUUCAAGAAAUUGAAGGAUUGAAAAAAGAAUUAAAAGCAUGUUAA